Molecule: messenger RNA, 1552 nt
Organism: Platichthys flesus (European flounder)
Lineage: Eukaryota; Metazoa; Chordata; Actinopteri; Pleuronectiformes; Pleuronectidae
Gene: tomm22
Product: translocase of outer mitochondrial membrane 22 homolog (yeast)
Exons: 4
Coding region: 194-595 (133 amino acids)
Biological process (GO): intracellular protein transport
Cellular component (GO): mitochondrial outer membrane
Source: RefSeq, a predicted model, not a curated record
UUGCGUCACUCCACCCGGACAAGCCUCACGUUUUCCCGACUGUGUGACCUCAGACCGUCGUUGGUGGACCCGAUGCACGCCUCUUAGCAUUAGCUUAAUUGAAAGGCGGCAGCAAGUGAUCCGAAGUAAAUUACACUAAAUCCAACCGUCGCCCCGGCAGAAGAGGAAGAGAGGAGCGGAGCCAGCAGGAGACAUGCCCACAAUCGAAGAGCUCUCCCCAGAUGCGGGCCCGGUGUCGAUCCGACCCCCCGAGAACGAGAUCGACGACGAUGAAGAUGAAGACUUUGAUGAGACCCUGAUGGAGAGGCUGUGGGGCCUGACGGAGAUGUUUCCAGACACGGUGCGUUCAGCUGCCGAGGUGUCGGCCCAGUGCUCCGUCUCACUGGCCAAGCAGUUUUACAGUUUUUCCCGCUCUGCGCUCUGGAUGGGCACCACUUCCUUUAUGAUCCUGGUGUUGCCUGUGGUGUUUGAGACAGAAAGACUACAGCUGGAGCAGCAGCAGUUACAGCAGCAGAGACAGAUCCUUCUAGGACCCAACACUGGGAUGUCUGGAGGGAUGCCCGGCAUGAUGCCGCCUGCACCUGGCAAGAUGUGAGGCGGGCCAGGAAGGACCAACAUAAGCCUGACAUCUGCUGCUAGCCACACAGCAGGGUCGUUCACAAGGAGAGACAGAGAGACCAUGGAGAAGAGUAAAGAACUGCAGUAAAGUUUUGGAUUGGCUAGUGGAUCGGAGGAGGAGCGGGAGCAUGUAAAGCAACUCUGACACUUCUCUCUCGCUGUCUCUCCUUACUCCAACAUCAUGCAGAGACUGAUUUCCUGAAGCACUGCUUCUAUUUUCUUUUUUUAAAUAAACUGUUAUUUCAGCAUAAAUAAUGUAGAGGAAGGCAGUUAUAGAGGGAUAAGAUGAGAGGAAAAAAAAUCUUGAGGUUACCAAUUGUAUGUGUCGGUGUCUGCAGUCUGAAGAUCAUUAAUUUACGUUUGUUGGCACUUCUGUCCAUUGUCAUGUGUUUUCUGCAUCCAUUUGUAUUAGGAGAAUAAUUUUCAAUAACCUGACAGGCAGGUUUGAUGAAUAUUGACAAGUGGAGCAGACCAUAUUAAUUGAUAGGAAUGUGGUCGACAGAUUGGCCUUUUGACAUUUUACAUGCUAAGUGAUAAUCUUUACUAUGUGGUCAUUCUGACCGUUCAUAUCACAUAUGUCAAAAUGUCUCACUUUAAACUAUUCAGAGUUAUUGGUUUUCUUAUGUUUCUCUGGUUUUCUGAUCAACGAUUGAAAAAUUGUUCUGUCCCUCUCCAGCACUAGUGUUAAAAAUAAAUAAAUGAUUAUGUCGGCAUUUAAAACGGGCGAUGUUUCAUUAGUCUGUGGACAAACUUUUGGACAAACUUUGAUGCUAAAUGUCUCAAUAUUUCCCUGAGAGAGAUGUUAUGUACUUUUCUCUGUUCCCAUUCAUAUGACAAUUUUCAUUCUGUAACAUACUGUCCUUCAAGAAGCAAACACAUGUCUGUUUUGUGUUCAACAUGACUUUGGGAAUAAAAACACCAAAUCAAGUGGAAA